This is a messenger RNA of Gadus chalcogrammus (walleye pollock), 1350 nucleotides long. RefSeq names its product contactin-4-like. Gene Ontology annotation, biological process: cell-cell adhesion. The transcript is spliced from 10 exons. Gene Ontology annotation, molecular function: protein binding. The record is from RefSeq and is a predicted model, not a curated record. Lineage: Eukaryota; Metazoa; Chordata; Actinopteri; Gadiformes; Gadidae. The coding region runs from base 1 to 1350 and encodes 449 amino acids.
AUGAAAGGCGCGCUGGUGGAGGUCGUCUUGCAGAGAGAGACGUCUUCCUCGGCCCACGCAGGCCCCCCCAGCCCCCCCGCCACGGUGACGGUGGACGAGCUGACGGACAGCACGGCCCAGCUGACCUGGAGCCCCGCCCAGGAGCACGGCAGCCCCGUGACCCUGUACCUCAUCCAGACCCGGAACCCCUACAGCGUGGGCUGGACCCGGGUCAGCACCGUCCCUGAGGUGAUUGACGGCAGCACCCUGACGGCCACGGUGGUGGAGCUCAACUCCUGGGUGGAGUACGAGUUCAGGGUGCUGGCCAGGAACAGCGUCGGGGUGGGGGCCCCGAGCCCCGUCAGCAGCAAGACCAGGACGGAGGACGCAGUCCCCGACGCCGCGCCGCUCGACGUGAACGGAGGCGGCGGGAGCCGGUCUGAACUGGUCAUCACCUGGGAGCCUGUCCCUGAAGAACUGCAGAACGGCGAGAGCUUUGGUUACAUCAUCGCCUUCCGCGCCUUCGGGGACGUCUCGUGGACGCACGUGGCCACCUCCGUACCCGGCGCCGCGCGCUACGUCUACCGCAACGACAGCAUCGCGCCCUUCUCGCCGUUCCACGUCAAGGUCGGGACGUACAACAUCAAGGGCCAGGGCCCCUUCAGCCCCGUCGCGACCAUCUACUCGGCUGAGACAGAGCCCAGCAGCAUGCCCGUGGGGGUCUGGGCCAGAAGUGUCUCCGCCGCUGAGAUCGAAGUCAACUGGCAGACGGUGUCGUUCCACGCAGAAAGAGUUCUGGGCUACGAGGUGGUGUACUGGGAGGACGACACCAAACCCGAGACCAUGGGCAAGGUGCGGGUCCCCGGGAACCAGACCUCGGUGACGGUGGGCGGGUUGGAGGGCAGCACGCAGUACUUCCUGACCGUCAGCGCCUUCAACACGGCCGGCACCGGGCCCUUCCUGUCCGCCAUCAACGCCACCACCAAGAAGCCCACCCCGGCCCAGCCCCCUCUGAACAUCGAGUGGACUCUGAUUGGUCCUCUGCUGUCCCUCUACUGGGAGCCCGUGGUGGCCAUGGACCUGGAGUCUGAGGUCACCGGUUACCAGGUUUCCUACAGGAGUCAGAAGCACAAGGAGGUGACCACGCUGAUGACGGUGGGCGCCGCGGCCGAGCUGACGCUGCUGGAGGAUGACGUCUACGUCAUCCACAUCCGGGCGCUCAGCGGGGGGGGGCUGGGCCCGCCCUCUGAGCCCCUCCACAUCCACCAGAUCAGUAUGAGCGCGCGUGGCUCCGGAUCGUGGAGCUCAGACCUCUCCCCGCUGGCUCUGGUCCUGGGUGUCACCGCCUCCACCCUGGGCUCCGCCUCAUGA